GCUUCGUCUCACCUGGCAUGCGAGCGAGGCGCGUGGAAGCGCUCCCGCUGGACGGCCCGAACGACCGCAGCAUCCUGGACAGCGCGGGCGCGGCGGCCUACGUCGCGACCAGCGGCCUGGGCCCAGCGGCGGGGCUCAAGGGCAAUCGGGAGGCGCUGGAGGUGCUGGCGCACUACGGCGCGCACAGGGACAUCCCGAGGAGCGAGAGCGGGAAGUUCAAGAUAAUCAAGGCGCGCCGGGAGCCGCAGAUGCGAGGAGGGGCUUGCAUGUGGCGACGCGUGGCGCGGGAGUUCAAGUGGACGGGGCCGCGGGGCAGCGCGUCCGCAGCGAGCUCCUCAGUGCAGACGAGCCGACAGGUGGACUUCGUCAGCAUCAAGGAGGAAAACCACGGCACGUUCAUUGCGGACUACGUGAAGGCCUACUACAAAGCAGACCAAACGGAGAUGGUGCGUGCGUGGGGCCACCUGCUGAGACAGCGCGUGGCGGGCGCUGGCUGGGUGGAUAGGGCGGCGAAGACUUUGAAAGGCGAGUGGGUUGGGCGAUGCGAGUGCCAGCCCCAGUUCUACUGCCGCAUGGAGCUGGAGGUUCUGAUCGAGGCGACGGAUGUCAUCAGGAAGGGGCGCUACUCUCACCUGAAGCGCGACAGGCUGAGACUCACGAGCGGGGGCGCGAUGCUGCGCUUGAGCGUGCAGCGCAUCAAGGACCUGAUCCACAUGAUGGGCAUGGAGAAGGCGAAGCCCGCCACGGUGCUGAGCUUGACGGAGGAGGAGCCGACUUGGAGUCCAGAGCUGGGCGAGAUCGAGACGGCAAAGUGCCGCAGCGCCGCGGGCAUCUCGCUCUACAUCUCCCCCGACAGAGCCGACGCCAACAGGGGC
Prorocentrum cordatum is the source of this 875-nucleotide messenger RNA. NCBI's taxonomy places the organism in Eukaryota, Dinophyceae, Prorocentrales, Prorocentraceae. The record is from the annotation of a GenBank genome assembly.